Messenger RNA from Caenorhabditis sp. 36 PRJEB53466, 781 nucleotides. Lineage: Eukaryota; Metazoa; Nematoda; Chromadorea; Rhabditida; Rhabditidae. The record is from the annotation of a GenBank genome assembly.
AUGUCCUCACCGUCAUACGCGAACCAGCUCCACGAAAAAAUAAUGGAGAAGGCGAAGACGACCCUCACCAGCAAGGGACACUGGAACAUGAUGGUCGCAGAAGAAGCCCUAGGAAGCAUCCUACUCCAAAUGGAGAAGGACGGACACUUCCAGGGAAACCGACUAACGCUGCCGCGUAGCAGAACGGACCCGAGAAAGUUCGAGGACCACGACCGCAGUGGACAGGACAGGGACAGAGGCCGCAAGCGCCGGAGCAUCGUGAAACCGGGAAAAAAGACCGGCCCACCACCGAAAAAGAGCGCCAGCCACCCCAAGGAGAAGCCGCUCCACAGCAAAAACGCGGAGACCUGGGACGGCAAAAUCCUCAUCGUCAAUGGAGGACCGAAAAGGUUCACACCAGCGGCGGGCAUGGACCAGCAAUCCAUAAUGCAGGUGCCGUACUGGCUGAUCAAGUCGGGCAAGGCAGCACCGCAGCUCCAGAAAGCGCUGAAGAUCAUAUGGGUGAGUGCCCAAGAAAACCCGGCCAAAGACGGCUGGGGGCAAACCCAGGUAAUAUUGAAAGAUCGGAAUGCUACAGGUCGGUGGCGAGAGAGCGGACCACGCCGAAUCGACGAUCCGUCUGCUCGGCGAAAAGAAAGGAGCCGCGACCGUCGUGAUCCCGAAUGGGACUUCGGACGAAACGAAGGAACGCUACACAAAGUGCGGAAUCCACCUCAAAGAAAGAAGUGUGGACGGCGAGCUGGAAGCGGACCUCCAGACAGUGAUUGAUGGAGAGAAGUAG